ACUACUAUUAACUAGAACAUUCAUGUUCUUGGUUUUUGUUUCUCAGGCAAGUAAAAAAGCCUUGGAUCCAGUUGCUCCAGUUUAUAAGUACUGCCUUGUAUCAGUAUCUAACAUAUUAACUUCAACAUGCCAAAAUGAGGUUAGCUAUCUCCAUUUUCAGCAUUCAAAUCUAGCUGAUAUGAGACGCGUGGUUGCAAAGUUGGCUAAUCUUCCAUUCUUUUAUAUGCAGAAGAAAUACAAGGGACAAGACUACUUUUUUGCUUUUCUAGUAACAGUGGGAUGUUUGAUUUUUAUUUUAUAUCCGGCAGGAUCUAACAUAAGUCCAUAUGGUAGAGGAAGGGAGAAUACUGUUUGGGUCGUUUCUUUGAUGAUGGGUUAUCUCGAGUUUGAUGGCUUCACAAGCACAUUCGAAGAUAAACUCUUUAAAGGCUAUGACAUGGAGAUUCAUAAUCAAAUUUUCUACACAACAAUGUGUUCUUGUGUUCUCAGCUUGACUGGUCUAAUUUUACAGGGCCAUUUCUUGUUGUCAAUAGAAUACGUCUCAUACCAUAAUGAUUGCUUCCUUGACAUUGUGUUGUUGUCAACUGUGAGUGUCCCUAUUAAAGUUUUUGUGAAAUCUUCUUUGUUUUAUAUCUACUAG
Messenger RNA from Humulus lupulus (European hop), 640 nucleotides. RefSeq names its product UDP-galactose/UDP-glucose transporter 5B-like. The record is from RefSeq and is a predicted model, not a curated record. Gene Ontology annotation, molecular function: 3'-phosphoadenosine 5'-phosphosulfate transmembrane transporter activity. NCBI's taxonomy places the organism in Eukaryota, Viridiplantae, Streptophyta, Magnoliopsida, Rosales, Cannabaceae. The coding region runs from base 23 to 640 and encodes 205 amino acids. Gene Ontology annotation, biological process: transmembrane transport. The transcript has 5 exons. Gene Ontology annotation, cellular component: endoplasmic reticulum membrane; Golgi membrane.